Molecule: messenger RNA, 2563 nt
Organism: Passer montanus (Eurasian tree sparrow)
Lineage: Eukaryota; Metazoa; Chordata; Aves; Passeriformes; Passeridae
Gene: CYTH4
Product: cytohesin 4
Exons: 14
Coding region: 371-1522 (383 amino acids)
Biological process (GO): regulation of ARF protein signal transduction
Molecular function (GO): guanyl-nucleotide exchange factor activity
Source: RefSeq, a predicted model, not a curated record
UGAGACCUCUUCACCAUGCUCAGGGCCAGCUGAAUAGGCAGUGGGUGUCUGCAGGGUCAGCUGAGAAGGCUGUGCAGAGCCUUUGGCUGCACGGAGAGGGGGUAUGGUCUGUGCUGCACUCUCUGGGCUGAGAACCAUUUGAAAGCCAAAAGUGAGGUGCAGUGGUUGCAACAGCAGGGAGCACAGAUGCUGAAACACAGAAAUCAGAGUUGCUGUGGCAUGACCCUAGGAGAAGAAUCAACUGGCUUGAGUGCGGCUGAAGAGGCUGAAAUAGAGACCAUCAGGAAGCACAAACAGGAGCUUUUGGAUGACAUUGAGAAGCUGAAGGAGGAGAUUGCUGAGGUGUUUGCAGAGAUUGAGUCUUUCCAACAUGCAGAAGAGAAGCAAGUGGCAGACAAUAAUCCUGGAGAGCAGAUCAGCAAGCUGUCACAGAGGGAUAAAAUUCUGUCCCUGGGCCGGAAGAAAUUCAACAUGGAUCCUGAAAAGGUUACACUUCAUCCAUGCAAUGCUGAUACUCAUAAAUGAGUUCCUAUCUCCAAGAUCCCAUGGAAAGUUCCUGAGGCUAGAGGAGGGGAUCCAGUACCUGAUCGAGCACCAGGUAUUGUCUUCAGACCUUCAGGAGAUCGCCAGGUUCCUCCACAAGGGUGAAGGUCUGAACAAGACAGCCAUUGGGGAUUACCUGGGUGGGAGGGACCCCACAAACAUUCAGAUCCUCCAGGCCUUUGUGGCAUGUCACCAAUUUGCCAACCUGAACCUGGUGCAGGCGCUGAGGCAGUUCCUCUGGAGCUUCCGGCUGCCCGGGGAGGCGCAGAAGAUCGACCGGAUGAUGGAGGCCUUUGCCAACUGGUACUGCAAGUGUAACCCAGCAGUGUUCCAGUCCACAGAUACCUGUUAUGUACUCUCCUUCUCUAUCAUCAUGCUUAACACCAGCCUGCACAACCCCAAUGUGAAAGACAAACCCCACUUUGAAAGGUUUGUAUCCAUCAACAGAGGCAUUGACAAUGGAGGGGACCUGCCAGAAGAGCUUCUAAAGAAUCUGUUUGAGAGCAUAAAGAACGAGCCCUUCUCCAUACCAGAGGAUGACGGCAACGACCUCACCCACACUUUCUUCAACCCUAACCGUGAAGGCUGGCUGCUGAAACUAGGAGGACGUGUGAAAACCUGGAAACGCCGUUGGUUCAUUCUGACCGAUAACUGCCUGUAUUACUUUGAAUAUACCACGGACAAAGAGCCUCUGGGUAUUAUCCCCUUGGAGAAUCUCUCAGUCCGGAAGGUGGAUGAUCCCAAAAAGCCAAACUGCUUUGAACUCUUCAAUCCCAACUGCAAAGGGCAGAAGAUCAAAGCCUGCAAAACAGUUGGGGAUGGGAAGGUGGUUGAAGGCAAGCAUCAGUCCUACAAGAUCUCAGCAGCCACUCCAGCAGAGCGUGAUGAGUGGAUUGAGGCAAUACGGACCAGCAUCACACAGGAUCCUUUUUAUGAUCUGGUCUCUGCCCGUAAGAAAAAGAUUGCCAGCAAAAACUGAACCAUGACCUGGUCACCGGCAUCAGAAAGGUGUAGGUUAUUGGACAGCUUCCCUCUCACACUGGGCUCUUCCAGUGAAGAAAUUUGGGAGCUUUGGUUCCACCUGCCUCCCAUUUGGCAGGCAGAUGACUGACAGGACAGCUUGCCCUCUUUGCUUCUUCCCCUUCCAAGCUGGAGGCAGAGGCGCAGGAUGCGAUGCACUGAGGACUGUCAGAACUGUGGGCAGGGGCUUGCCCAUGUCUGAACAUAAAAGCUCAACAGCAAUUGGCCUUUGGGUUCUCCCAUGCAGCCCCAGACAUGUGGGACAGGAUCUGAGAGGAGACAGGAAUGUCUGCAGGUUGUGUUCAGCCCCUCCUGUUGUCACACCAGGCCAGGGUAUUUUUCUGUGAGGGGCCAUGUGGAUUCUCUUGGAGUAGCUGAGCAUGGUCCAGUCAGUUGCAGAGCAGAAAGGCCCCAGUGGUUUCUCUUCCAUGAACAGAUGUGUAGAGGUAGUGGGGUGGAAGCCGCUGAUAUUUAGAAACUCACUGUGAAACCAGAGGCCAAGGUAAGAUAAGAACCCCUCAGUUCAGAAGAAAUCCCUCUCUCCCCCUUCCUAAAGCCUGGAGUGAGAGCUGUAAUCCUGGGAAGUCCCCGCUCUGUAACUGUGUCAUAAAUGUUGUAAAGUUAAAGACAAUUGAAUCCUUGUUCAACGUAAGGGCUAACCAAGCAUGGAGAUGAUGUGGGACCAGGAAAGCAGCUCUGCGUGUUUCGUCUCUCUUUUUGGAGACUCGAGGACCACCACAGAUUUCCUUCAGGAGGAAACCCAAACUCUAGCUCUCCUCCUGGGUGAUGGCUCCCUGGCAAUGGUUGGUUCCUUGAGCAGCUCAGAGGCCUGGGUUUUGUAUCUGAAAGUUUUACAGUCAGAUGGCAUGAAAAAAUGAAGGUACAUAGAUCUCCCCACCAGCACACACACACAGAGGCAUUCAUUCCCAUCUUCAUACAGUGGUAUCAUCUGGAGGCUGGGGGAUUUUGUCUCUUGUGUAAAGAAAGAAAUAAAAGUGCU